This is a messenger RNA of Chelmon rostratus (copperband butterflyfish), 840 nucleotides long. It is a transcript of the gene tmem14ca, whose product is annotated as transmembrane protein 14Ca. Gene Ontology annotation, biological process: regulation of heme biosynthetic process. Bases 266 to 688 code for a protein of 140 amino acids. The record is from RefSeq and is a predicted model, not a curated record. The transcript has 5 exons. Lineage: Eukaryota; Metazoa; Chordata; Actinopteri; Chaetodontiformes; Chaetodontidae. Gene Ontology annotation, cellular component: mitochondrial membrane.
UUUGACAGUACCAGACGUUUAAAGCUCUAAUUCUUAAAGACACAAUGGCGUAUAUUCCCUAACCCGGUUGUACCAUUUGAUUCUGUGGGCUUUCAUGUCAGCGCUGCAUGUGUGUAGUCAGUGAUGCUAGUUCAUGCUCCUAGUAGCUCUGUACAUCAGUUAGCCUUAUCUAACAUGACAGACACACACGCCCGUCAGUGGCGCCACUAUUUAACGAUAUUUGGUCAAAAACAGACGAGCGCUGCCGUGUGUGACAGACGCUGCAAUGUUUGUUUAUCUUCUGUUGCCUCAGCUACUUUUCUGUAACAGCUCUGUGUCGCAGCUUUCGGGCUGCCCUCUAGGCAUGUCUGCGUCUGUGUCCAACAUGUCUGUGGACUGGGUAGGAUAUGGAUACGCAGCCCUCAUCGCAUCCGGGGGAGUCAUUGGCUACGCGAAAGCAAAAAGUGUCCCCUCCCUUGCUGCUGGUCUUCUUUUCGGCGGCCUUGCAGGCUUUGGUGCCUACCAGAUCUCCAACGACCCUAAAAAUGUUUGGGUGUCCCUCGCCACAUCAGGAGCUCUGACUGGCCUCAUGGGAAAGAGGUUCUAUGGAUCCAAGAAGUUCAUGCCAGCUGGCUUGAUGGCUGGAGCAAGUCUUCUGAUGGUGGGAAAGCUUGGAAUGACACUGCUCCAGAAACCCCAGGAGUCCUAAUGGAGUGAAGAUUUUGAUGUGUGCUCCAUGUUCUGUUUCAGUAGCAGCGUGUCAGUAUUUGUCACUGACUGUGGAAAGUUAAUGUCAUUUUGUAAAAAAAAACAAACAAAAGUGUAUAUUUGAGGAUGAAAUAUAGUACCCUGUUUAUAUAA